This is a messenger RNA of Thamnophis sirtalis, 399 nucleotides long. Lineage: Eukaryota; Metazoa; Chordata; Lepidosauria; Squamata; Natricidae. The record is from RefSeq and is a predicted model, not a curated record.
CCUCGUCACAUCUCAGAUACCAGCAUUUUCACCCGCCUCCUUGCCGGCUGCACCACUGGCGCCAUGGCGGUGACCUGCGCCCAACCGACGGACGUGGUGAAGGUCCGCUUCCAAGCCCACAUCCAGCUGGUGGGGACGCCCAAGCGAUACAACGGGACCGUCGACGCCUAUCGGACGAUUGCCCGGGAAGAAGGAGUCCGAGGACUCUGGAAAGGGACUUUUCCCAACAUCACCCGGAAUGCCAUUGUCAACUGUGGGGAGAUGGUGACCUACGACCUCAUCAAGGAAACCCUGCUGAAGUACCACCUGAUGACAGACAAUUUCCCGUGCCACUUCGUCGCUGCGUUCGGAGCCGGUUUUUGCGCGACGGUGGUGGCGUCUCCGGUGGACGUGAAAUAA